Catharus ustulatus (Swainson's thrush) is the source of this 558-nucleotide messenger RNA. RefSeq names its product TCF3 fusion partner (gene TFPT). The record is from RefSeq and is a predicted model, not a curated record. Lineage: Eukaryota; Metazoa; Chordata; Aves; Passeriformes; Turdidae. Gene Ontology annotation, cellular component: Ino80 complex. Gene Ontology annotation, biological process: apoptotic signaling pathway; positive regulation of apoptotic process; apoptotic process. Gene Ontology annotation, molecular function: DNA binding. The transcript is spliced from 5 exons. The annotation marks the transcript as partial.
CCCAGCCCCGCCCCCGCCGCGGGGGGAGCCGAGAGCGGGGGGAGGGGGGACGGGGAGGGGGAGGGCCCCGAGCUGCGGCGGCGCCGACUGAAGCUGCAGGCGCUGGGACGGAGGUGCCGGGAGAUCCGACAGGUGAACGCGCGGGCGCUGCAGCGGCUCCGGCAGGUUCAGCGCGUGACGCGGCGGCUGCAGCUGGAGCGCAGGUUCCUGAUGCAGGUGUUGGAUUCCCACGGCGAUCGGUACCGCCAGGGGCAGCUCACCGUGCUGCUGCAGGACGAGGCUGCAGCCGAGGGGGGGGUCCCAGACUCUGCCCCCCCCGGGAACGCUGAGAAUGAACCCCCAGAGAGGGGGGGAGGGGCGGGAGGGGCCCCCCCAAACCCCCCCGAGCCCCCCCCGGACCCCCCCAGCUCCAAACGGCGCCGCCGGGACCCCCGGGGGGGGCGCAGGCCCAAGGGGGGAGGGGAGGCUCCUCUGGGCCCCUCCCCCACCUGGACCCCCCCCAGCCCCCCCGAGAAAAACCCGAGGGGCCCCAAAUUCUCCAACCCCGACUUGGACUGA